Molecule: messenger RNA, 2084 nt
Organism: Arabidopsis thaliana (thale cress)
Lineage: Eukaryota; Viridiplantae; Streptophyta; Magnoliopsida; Brassicales; Brassicaceae
Gene: scpl38
Product: serine carboxypeptidase-like 38
Exons: 3
Coding region: 392-1855 (487 amino acids)
Biological process (GO): proteolysis
Cellular component (GO): extracellular region
Molecular function (GO): serine-type carboxypeptidase activity
Source: RefSeq, marked reviewed
UCUGUCAAUCCUCCUUAUAUUUAACCACAAAGAUAAUUUGUCUUUAUCUAAAUUAACAAGACACAACCCAGCCUUUGCGAAGAAGGAUGCAGAGACAUCAGAAUUUACAUUGCAAGUUGUUUCUUGUUGCCAGACGUGAAUGGCCGUGUCUUGAUUUUGUUUGUUUGUUUUCCUACUUUUGGAAAAACCCCAAAACCCAAAAUAUAGGGUUUUUAAAUUUAAUCUCAAGAGUUACUGUAAAAGGUAUAUUGUUUUGCUAAAUAUAAAAAAAGAACACAUCGUUUAAAAACACUAUAUAGUAAAAAUAGUUGUCAACACCAAAAAUAUAUCUAUAAAAUGCUGCCAUUCAUUUCUUAAACCUUUCAUCUCUCUCGUACUCAGAAAUAAUAGAAUGGGAAAACAACAAGAUUGGUCCGUGACCGCUUGUAUUUUCCUAUCGUUGUCUCUAGCAUCACAAAUCCAUUGUAGUAGCCAAACACAUUUUCCAAGCCACAAGGGAGGAGCUGGUUUGUCAGGUGACACAAGCCACUUCAAUUCUGUUAGUCGCGAAAAUGUGCUUUCGCUUAAGGAGAAAGAUCUAAUCGAGAAGCUCCCCGGACAACCUUCCGGCAUUAGUUUCAGACAGUACGGUGGUUAUGUGGCCGUAAACGAACCAGCCACUCGGUUUUUGUACUAUUAUUUUGUGGAAGCCAUCAAACCUAGUAAAUCUACUCCUCUUGUGCUCUGGUUCAACGGAGGACCGGGGUGCUCAUCUGUAGGAUUUGGGGCAUUUGAAGAGCUUGGUCCAUUUCGCGUACAUAGCGAUGGCAAAACGCUUUACCGCAAUCCUUAUUCAUGGAACAACGAGGCGAACAUGUUGUUCUUCGAAGGGCCAAUAAGUGUAGGAUUCUCGUACUCGAGUACUCCUUUUGAUUGGGAGAUAUUUGGGGAACAAGCGGAUAAGCUAACAGCAGAGGAUAACUACAUGUUCUUGGUGAAUUGGCUUGAAAGGUUUCCGGAAUAUAAAGGACGAGACGUUUACAUCUCCGGUCAGAGUUACGCUGGCCACUAUAUUCCCCAACUGGCCCAGAUCAUCCUUCACCGUAACAACCAAACCUUCAUCAAUCUACGAGGCAUUUCGAUCGGUAAUCCAGGUCUCGAUUUACUUAUCGAGGCUGAUAAUGAGAAUAAAUUUAUUUUAAGUCAUGGUUUGGUUUCCCAAAAAGAUUUUGAAGAGUACAGUAAAGUCUGCGAUUUUGCCAACUAUGAUAUGGACGAAUGCCCAAAGAUAAUGCCUAAAUUUAGUAUUGAACAUAACAAACACUUGGACGUUUACAACAUAUACGCUCCCGUGUGCCUAAACUCCACGUUAAGCAGCGAACCCAAGAAAUGCACCACAAUAAUGGAGGUUGAUCCGUGCCGUUCCAACUACGUGAAGGCUUAUCUUAACAGCGAAAAUGUUCAAGAAGCGAUGCAUGCCAACACCACAAAAUUACCGUACGAGUGGAAGGCUUGCAAUCACUACUUGAAUUCCGUAUGGAUCGACGCUGAUAAAGAUGCCUCAAUGGUUCCUAUCCUUCACGACCUGAUGGGUGAGGGUGUCCGAGUAUUGGUGUAUAGUGGGGACGUGGAUGCGGCUAUUCCGUUUACAGCUACAAUGGCCGUGCUGAAGACGAUGAAUCUAACGGUUGUAAACGAAUGGCGUCCGUGGUUUACCGGAGGACAACUGGGAGGGUUCACAGAGGAUUACGAACGGAACUUAACGUAUGCAACUGUGAAAGGAUCAGGUCAUUCUGUUCCUUUGGACCAACCUGUACAUGCUCUUAAUCUAUUUACCAGUUUCAUCCGUAACACUCCUCUCCCUCAAACACCCUGAUUUGUAACAUGUACCACCUCUAUUGACUGAUCAAGAUACUUUGGUUUAUAGAUGGAUUUGAUGUUUCGUGUAACUAAAGUCAAUAUUCUACUCAGAUAGUCAUAUUCACAUAUAUAUAUUUUGGUAGUAUACCAUCCGAAAAUAUCACUAACGCAAGAAGUAAAACUGUUGUUUACCUAAACCAUUUUAUUCUUUUUGCAUUGUUGUUUAUGUCGUCUAAUCAAUGCUC